Molecule: messenger RNA, 4380 nt
Organism: Cricetulus griseus (Chinese hamster)
Lineage: Eukaryota; Metazoa; Chordata; Mammalia; Rodentia; Cricetidae
Source: RefSeq, a predicted model, not a curated record
AGUGGGCAACGCGGCGUGAGCAGCGGCCCCAGGCUCCCGGAGCAUCGCGCCCGGAGAAAGACUUCGCCGCUCGGGGCCGCAGCCUGGUGAGCUCAGCCCCCUUCAAGCCCUCCCCUGCAUCUCAGCCGGAGCCUCUCCGAGCCGGCGCUGAUCGAUGCUGAGGCUCCCCAGGGACCCUAUCGCGACUCCAUCGCGCUAUAUCUCGACAUCGCCGUGCCCUGUCGAGGCUCCAUUUUGUCACAGCCCCUUUCAGUAUCUAUCUAUCUAUUCUUUUUAAAUUUGCCCUAUCAUAUUUGGGGGCUGUCCCCCUUCAUGUCGUGAUUUCGCUGUGAUCUCUCCGUGACAUCACCGCGCCAUCGUGAAGUGUGAUCUCAUCGCUGCUCUGUCGUUCGACUUCAUCAAUGUCGUGUUGUGACCUGGCUGCGGCGGGACAGGUGGUGACCGCCAGGAUCCCUUCUCCCCUUCUCAUCUCUCCAUCACAGCAGCCCCGCUUCGAUUAUCCGGCUUUUGGAGUCUGUUAUCCUGAGAGCUACCUGACCCCUCCUUCCUUCUCUAGCCAGUGCCGGCACCCACAGGCUGGUAGCGGGAUGGACAGGGAGAGUACAGGGACCACAAGGGGUUAAUGCUGCUGCUGCAGCUGCAGCUCCUGCUUCUGCAGCCUCUGCAGCCUCUGCCCGAGGGAGGGAAAAAAAAAAAAAAAAGAGGCAAAGGAGGCUGCGGGGGCGAUUAUGAGCCCUGGCUAGAGGGGUGGGUCCUCAGGGGAGUCUUCAGAGCCUUCUCUGGAGAGCUCUCCUUCUCACUUCUGCUGAAGCCAAUCUACUUUCUCUGAAGAAGGGAGGGGAAAGGAACCCUAGAAUGUCCUUUGCAUCCUUGUCAGCGUGAGUCCGGAUAAUCGAACUUCACCCGUGUAUGUCUUCAUCUCUCCCUGUCUGUCCUCACCACUCACUCCCCAUGUGCCUCCUGGAGAGAGAUAAAACCCGGUGUCUGUCACCAGCGGCUGCUGAACAGUGGGGCCAGCUCCUUCCCACUUCUCUACUGGUGAGGAGAGCUGUCUAGCUGAGCAGCCGCAUGCAUGAUCCUCAUUUCCCACUUUUCUGGAGGUGACCUUGGACCAGGGUCCCUUCUUCAUCCUAAAAGAAUUUGCAGUUGGGCAAGGCGGGCAUCAUGGCCUCGGAUUGCGAGCCAGCUCUGAACCAGGCAGAGAGCCGAAACCCCACCCUGGAACGCUACCUGGGAGCCCUCCGUGAGGCCAAGAAUGACAGCGAGCAGUUUGCAGCCCUGCUGCUAGUGACCAAGGCAGUCAAAGCAGGUGACAUUGAUGCCAAAACUCGACGGCGGAUCUUUGAUGCCGUUGGCUUCACCUUUCCCAACCGACUCCUGACUACUAAGGAGGCACCUGAUGGCUGCCCUGACCACGUUCUCCGGGCCUUGGGUGUGGCCCUGCUGGCAUGUUUCUGCAGUGACCCUGAACUAGCCAGCCAUCCCCAGGUCCUGAACAAGAUCCCCAUCCUUAGCACGUUCCUUACAGCCCGGGGGGACCCCGAUGAUGCUGCCCGCCGGUCCAUGAUUGAUGACACCUACCAGUGCCUGACAGCUGUUGCAGGCACACCCCGAGGGCCCCGGCACCUCAUUGCUGGUGGCACAGUGUCUGCCCUGUGCCAGGCAUACCUGGGGCAUGGCUAUGGCUUUGACCAGGCCCUGGCACUCCUGGUGGGGCUGCUGGCUGCUGCAGAGACACAGUGCUGGAAGGAGGCGGAGCCCGACCUGCUGGCUGUGUUGCGAGGCCUCAGUGAGGAUUUCCAAAGAGCUGAGGAUGCCAGCAAGUUUGAGCUCUGCCAGCUGCUGCCCCUUUUUCUGCCCCCAACAACUGUGCCCCCCGAAUGCCACCGGGAUCUGCAGGCCGGCCUGGCACGCAUCCUAGGAAGCAAGUUGAGCUCCUGGCAGCGCAACCCUGCACUGAAGCUGGCAGCCCGCCUGGCUCAUGCCUGCGGCUCCGACUGGAUCCCAGUGGGCAGCUCUGGGAGCAAGUUUCUUGCCCUCCUGGUGAAUCUGGCGUGCGUGGAGGUGCGGCUGGCUCUGGAAGAGACAGGCACAGAGGUAAAAGAAGAUGUGGUCACCGCCUGUUAUGCCCUCAUGGAGUUGGGCAUCCAAGAGUGUACCCGCUGUGAGCAGUCCCUGCUGAAGGAGCCACAGAAGGUACAGCUUGUCAGCAUUAUGAAAGAGGCCAUUGGAGCUGUCAUUCACUACCUGCUGCAGGUGGGACCAGAGAAGCAGAAAGAGCCCUUCGUGUUUGCUUCCGUGCGAAUCCUGGGUGCCUGGCUGGCUGAGGAGACCUCAUCCCUGCAUAAGGAGGUGUGCCAACUGCUGCCCUUCCUCGUCCGCUAUGCCAAGACCCUCUACGAGGAGGCUGAGGAGGCCAAUGACAUUUCACAGCAGGUGGCUAACUUGGCCAUCUCUCCCACUACCCCAGGGCCCUCCUGGCCAGGGGAUGCUCUCCGGCUCCUCCUGCCCGGCUGGUGUCACCUGACUGUUGAAGAUGGGCCCCGGGAGAUCCUGAUCAAGGAAGGGGCCCCCUCACUUCUGUGCAAGUACUUUCUGCAGCAGUGGGAACUCACAUCCCCCGGCCAUGAUACCUCAGUGCUGCCAGACAGCGUGGAGAUCGGCCUGCAGACCUGUUGUCACAUCUUCCUCAACCUGGUGGUCACUGCACCAGGGCUGAUCAAGCGCGAUGCCUGCUUCACAUCGCUUAUGAACACCCUGAUGACAUCACUGCCCUCACUAGUGCAGCAACAAGGGAGACUGCUUCUAGCUGCCAAUGUGGCCACCUUGGGCCUCCUAAUGGCCCGGCUCCUCAGCACCUCUCCAGCUCUCCAAGGAACCCCAGCCUCCCGAGGUUUCUUCGCAGCUGCCAUCCUCUUUCUGUCACAGUCCCAUGUGGCACGGGCCACCCCUGGCUCUGACCAGGCAGUGCUGGCCCUGUCCCCUGACUAUGAGGGCAUCUGGGCUGACUUGCAAGAGCUCUGGUUCCUGGGCAUGCAGGCCUUCACGGGUUGUGUGCCACUGCUGCCCUGGUUGGCCCCUGCUGCCCUGCGCUCCCGCUGGCCACAGGAAUUGCUACAACUGCUAGGUAGUGUAAGCCCCAACUCUGUCAAGCCUGAGAUGGUGGCUGCCUACCAGGGUGUGCUGGUAGAAUUAGCGAGGGCUAACCGGCUGUGCCGGGAGGCCAUGAGGCUGCAAGCGGGUGAAGAAACAGCCAGCCAUUACCGCAUGGCUGCCUUGGAGCAGUGCCUGUCAGAGCCCUGAGGGGCAUCCAGUAGGGAUAGACCCAGGGGCGGGCAGCGAGGGAAGGAGGGAGGAGGCAUCUUCCCUGAAGCCCCCAAACUGGACCCUUCUUCAGACUUCCCCUACAAACACCCCAGCUUUCUGGCUUUUCUGAGGGCUAGGGCAUGAUGCCCACCUCUUAAGUAUAAGGAACUGCAUCCUGCCCCCAGCCCCCUUGGGGCAGGGAUUGGCUUGGAACAGAGGUUGGCCCCGCCAGGCCGGGGAAGGUUGGAGCAGCCCCAGAACGAGGGCAACUAAGUGUCAUUAUACCCAAUGUCUGGCUCCCUGACAGAAGGGAGGUUCCAGGGUAGGAGCGGGCUGGCAGGCGCUGACUGCCUCAGCCUAUGUGCCCUGCCGGCCAGGGCGUGGCCUCCCCAAGGCUGUGGUGCCCCUUCUGGCUCCCCAAGGUCCGCGCCCUUUAUAUUGGCCAUUUGGUUCUUGCCUUUAGUCCUCUUGGACGGAGAGCAGGCUCAGGCCAUUGACAUCGCAGUUCUUCCUUUCAACUUUAGUGACCCAGGGUCCGACAUGCCCCUGUCCUUCCAGGGCAAUUUGGAGCAGGCAGACCAGUGGGGGGGUGGGGAACCUCUUUCCACCUGCGCUUCCUUGAGGGAACCCAAGAGCCCUUGGUCCCAGGUCUCUUGAGCUUUUGUGUCAUGUUGCAGCAGAGUGAAGAUGGGGGUUGGGGUUAUUUAUUUUGCUUGUCCUUAUCCUUGCUUGGAGACCUGAGCAUCAGAUCCCUGUGCCCCUGGUGCCAUCUGGCCUGGCUGGAGCCAGGAGCAGGAGGUUACACCACCCUAGAAUCCGCAUGUUUUCCCAGUGAUUGCACUCCACUGCCACCGUGGUGCCUGGCUUCAGCUCCUCUACCCCAAUCCCUGCUUAGACUCCUGCAGGGAGACGCGACUGGCGGCUCCAGCAGGAACUACCUUUCUGAACCCUUGGAGACCCGCAUACUCCUGACCCCUUGCUUCACCCCACCCCCGCCCCCAGUGCGUUCUGUGACCGCCAAGUUCAAAGCUGUGUACAUGUGGACACUCAAUAAAUGUUCAUUGGUGAUGAGAA